This is a messenger RNA of Rhea pennata, 506 nucleotides long. RefSeq names its product ribosomal protein S27 like (gene RPS27L). Gene Ontology annotation, biological process: translation; ribosomal small subunit assembly. Gene Ontology annotation, cellular component: cytosolic small ribosomal subunit; ribosome. The transcript is spliced from 4 exons. Gene Ontology annotation, molecular function: RNA binding; structural constituent of ribosome. NCBI's taxonomy places the organism in Eukaryota, Metazoa, Chordata, Aves, Rheiformes, Rheidae. The record is from RefSeq and is a predicted model, not a curated record. Bases 70 to 324 code for a protein of 84 amino acids.
CCCCGCCGGAAGCGGCGGGCGCCCGGGGGAAGCGGCGGCGGCGGCGGUGGCGGCGGCUCCGCCGGCGAGAUGCCCUUGGCUAGAGAUUUAGUGCACCCCUCGCUAGAGGAUGAGAAGAAAAAGCACAAAAAGAAACGUCUUGUGCAGAGCCCAAACUCCUACUUUAUGGAUGUAAAAUGCCCAGGAUGCUACAAGAUCACCACCGUAUUCAGCCAUGCUCAGACAGUAGUUCUGUGUGUAGGGUGCUCAACUGUCCUAUGCCAGCCUACUGGGGGAAAGGCUAGGCUCACAGAAGGCUGUUCAUUUAGAAGAAAGCAACACUGAAAAGUCUCUUCAACAUGCUUACUUGGGAUCUGUGCCCCUGAAAGCCUUACCUGUUAAAAAAAAUGCCUGUUAAUAUAACAAUGUAAUUAUGGUUGAUUUUGUAAAAAUUAUAUACCAGAAGUGACUAAUGAGCUGGAAUCUCUUUUUCAAUAAAUGGUUCAAAGUGCAAAUUUUUCCUGCAA